This is a messenger RNA of Labrus bergylta (ballan wrasse), 1376 nucleotides long. It is a transcript of the gene nicol1, whose product is annotated as NELL2 interacting cell ontogeny regulator 1. NCBI's taxonomy places the organism in Eukaryota, Metazoa, Chordata, Actinopteri, Labriformes, Labridae. The record is from RefSeq and is a predicted model, not a curated record.
AGAUGAGCUUUUCACGCAUGCGCAGUCCUUCAGUCUACAUAAAACAAUCCUCGGUGGGCAUCUUGCGCUGAUCUGGUGUUGAGCAUCAUAUCCUCGAUUGAUUCACGGUAGUGAUAAUUGAACACAGCAUCAUUAUGGCAGCUAGUGGAUAUACGGUGCAGGCAGCGGUGCUCCUGCUGGCGCUCCAGCUUCUCAGUCUCGGUGCAGCAGAUGCGGAUCAGGAGACAGGGACCGUCAUCCCUGCCGAAAGUCGUCCAUGUGUGGACUGCCACGCGUUUGAGUUCAUGCAGAGGGCACUGCAAGACUUAAAGAAGACGGCGUUUAACCUGGAUGCCCGGACGGAGAUGCUGGUGCUGAGGGCGGAGAGGAGGGCUCUGUGCGACUGUAUGACCACCAACUCACUGCGCUGAACUCUGCACUCCACCUGAAGACUCUUCCACCUGCCGUCAGAAACACUGAAAAACAACCUCUCCUCAUACUAACUUAUUUACACCAUGGGCACUUUAUUUUCUUUUCUCUCAUGUAAAUGUUGAGUGAAGCUUUGAUUUGAAUUUCAUCAUGAGGCACGUUGUUGUUUUGUUUUGUUUUGUCUGGGACGACUUUUAUACCACUGAUGUUUUAACUCGUGUUCGUAGAAUGACUCCGUUUCUGUCGCCACAGGAUUCAAAUCAUUAUCGACGUGUCUCCUGUGAAGCAUAAACUCUUUUUUUGUACUUUUUUCGUAUUUGACUGUAUAAUGUAGAUACAGUAGAAUGCGUCGGUGAAGUUAACUUGUCGAAUGUCUUGUGUGAGAUUAAUGUUGACGAUGAUUUUACACAUCAAACUGUAGCAUCAUGUGGAGUUUAUUUAACAGCUCGAAUACGCGAGCCAAGCUUUUUCGACCGUAAAAAAUCGGAUGGGUAACCAACUUAGAAAGUUAUUUUAAUUUCAAAAGAAAUGGCCACCAGAGAGAAAUUAGAAGUUUUACCACAAGUUGAAGAAAUAAUACCUUAAUUUCUUUUCUUUUUUUACUUAUUAGGCCAAAAAAAAAAGCGUUCUUUGAAGUCUUGAUUUAGCACAGCACUGUAGCAUGAAUUUACAGCACUUUUUGUUAACCUACUGUUAAUAUAGAUUGUAUGUAUAGAUUAUGUAUAAGUACACGGGUACAUGUAGUCACAGACUUGUUCUCUGUGUGACAGACGUGUAUGCUAAAGUAUCAGAUGAACUGCAAUAUCAGCAGGGGAAGGGCGGCGUGAUGGAGCGAUGACGUACAGAUGGAAUAAUAUUUGUCUUAUUUGUUGCUUGUUCAUGAUCAGUGUACUUUGUUCACAUUAUGUCACAAGACGCCCAAUUUAUUGUCUUAAUGUUGUACCUAACAAUAAAAUGUAUGACCUCUG